Molecule: messenger RNA, 1695 nt
Organism: Monascus purpureus
Lineage: Eukaryota; Fungi; Ascomycota; Eurotiomycetes; Eurotiales; Aspergillaceae
Source: the annotation of a GenBank genome assembly
AUGUAUAACCCCUUCAGGCAGAGGUCGAAGGUUGUCGACUACUACGAAGUCCUAGGAGUUGCCAGAGACGCGUCUCUCAAAGAUAUCAACACUGCCUAUAAAAAGCUCGCACUGAGAUUCCAUCCCGACAAGACAGGAGGCGGAUCUGAUACUACUGAUGAAUUUCGAAAGAUCCAGCAAGCUAUCGAAGUUCUUCGUGACCCAGAUAACCGCCAAAGGCUUGACAAGGAUCUGGGUUAUUAUACCCCCAGAGAACCAGCGUGGAUAAACGAAUUGUUCGGAGAAAACUAUACGGGCUGGAGACCCUCCAACGGCUCACUGUACAACUUGCGUAAUGGCCUCGAUCGGUACAUGUAUAGUUAUGGCAACAGUGUGCAUAUGAAUCCUCAUUCAAAUGACUCCGCCGAGGAGAGGGCAUGGCAUGAAAACGAGCGGGCUAUGAAUGAAGAAGUUCGCCAGUGGAAUAUGGAAAGGGAGGAGAGACGGAAGCAAGCUAUGCGUGAGCGUGUCAGACGUGAUGAAGAGGAAAUGGCGGUCGCAGGGGAGGAAUCUGACGACAACCUAGGAGAAAGCGACGUGCACUGGGAAAACGGGAAUACAUACCAGCAAUGGCCCGUGGAAGAAGAUGGUCAAGUUCCCAUGGCAGCUGCUAGCUAUGACAACGCAGAUGAUGAUCUCGAUGUGCCCUACGUGCCCGAGGAUGAGGUGCCAGAUUUUCCUUUAGUCGACGAAGAUGAUAUUGACAACACCGCCGAGCGUGAACAUGAUGCAGAAGACAACCAAUCUUUGCCCGACCUGCUGCCGAAUGAGGAACCUGAGAAUCCCGAUCAAAACCAUGAUGCACUCAAAGAUGAAGAAUAUGACAUUAGCCUGCCGCAACAUGUGAAAUUCGAGAGAUCCUCCCAUCGCAAGUCGAAUAAGAGCAACUUCAACUAUGCAGUGGCUAUUGAUGAUGAGGACGAAGCGCUGUCGGACUUGCUAGGAAGCGAGGAAGAUGGGAGCUCAUCUGAGGAUGAGAAUGAAAUCGUGCAUACGCAAGGAGCAGCCUUAGCUGAGGAAGAAGUAGAUGAUGGCUGCGAGUCUAUAUCCGACUUUUUAGACGCCGAAGAAUUUGAAAGCGCUCACCAAAGCGAGUAUAAUUAUGGGGACGGUUCUGACAGCGGAGCAUAUAUCAGAGACUAUGGUGAUGACCUGGAAAGUCUUCAGAAAGAAUAUGGCACCCACCUUGAAAAUGAGAACGGCUCAGACGUCUUCUAUGACAGCAAGGAAGCCGAAUCGGAAAUACAUUCGGUCUCUUCUAGCUUUUACAACUUGCCGGGGGUCAAAGAUCACCAGAGUCCCAACAAUGAAGGAACUGGUCCCCUUUCGCCUUUUAUUCCUUAUUUCAAAAGGAAACUAAGUCACCAUUCUGGUCGGUAUACGGCACAGGAUCUCGACCUUGAAUUGAAAGGCGUUAUGAUGGAAUGCUUUCGGGGCUGGCUCGAAACUCUACGUCUGACCAUGCCACACUCUCAGCCCCUCGAAACUGGUUACGAUCCUAAGAAUUGCUCCCACCUCGGACUAUGGGUAAAGGAAUUUGGGCAGCCUGAGUGCGACAUCUGUGGCCGUUGGAUGCCGAUCUCCAUGCUUCGCUGCCCAGGCUGCAGCAUUAGAGCUUGUAUAAGCUGUAAGUUCAGGGGAGAAGAAACCUUUUAG